Chanos chanos (milkfish) is the source of this 1167-nucleotide messenger RNA. RefSeq names its product chemokine XC receptor 1-like. Gene Ontology annotation, molecular function: C-C chemokine binding; C-C chemokine receptor activity. The transcript has 3 exons. Gene Ontology annotation, biological process: G protein-coupled receptor signaling pathway; cell chemotaxis; positive regulation of cytosolic calcium ion concentration. The coding region runs from base 1 to 1167 and encodes 388 amino acids. The record is from RefSeq and is a predicted model, not a curated record. Gene Ontology annotation, cellular component: external side of plasma membrane; membrane. Lineage: Eukaryota; Metazoa; Chordata; Actinopteri; Gonorynchiformes; Chanidae.
AUGACGUUCUCACAAAGCUUCAUGAGGGUCAUCAAGGUCAACUCCACUCCAAAACGGCUACAGCCCAGCCCAAUUGCUGAUGGAAUGUCAGCUGCGCACCACUGUGCCAACCCUCGCAUCUGUGCUGAACCCAGCACUCCCCAACAGUACUGUGUUUCCUCAAAUUAUUCAUCGUUCGAGUACACAGAGGAUUAUGAAGAUGAGAUCUGUCGCAAAGAUGAAGUUAUCAAAUUUGGUUCUAUUGCAAUCCCAAUUUUCUACACUGUUGUCCUUAUCCUAAGCUUCAUUGGCAACAUACUGGUUAUCGUGAUUCUUGCACGAUACGAGAAUCUCAAAUCCCUCACUAAUGCCUUCAUUCUAAAUUUGGCUCUGUCAGAUUUGAUGUUCACCCUUGGAUUGCCGUUUUGGGCUUGUUAUCUCAUCUGGGGAUGGACAUCGGGUGAGGAAUUAUGCAAAGCUGUGAGCUUUGUAUUCAGCGCGGGAUUUUACAGUAGCAUACUCUUCCUCACUCUGAUGACCAUCCAACGGUAUGUAGCAGUCGUUCAUCCUCUGACUGAUCGAGGCGGGAGAGGACCCUACUUUACUGCGACUACCUCUAUCCUUGUUUGGGCUUUCAGCGGUUCAGCUGCCAUUCCUGCUCUGGUUCACAGCAAAGUCAUGCUGGACCCGGAAAAAAAAGAAGAGAGACUUCACUGUGAGUUUGACAGUACUGGAAUGAGACACGCCAUUACAUAUCUGCAAAACAUAUUUUUCAUUGUUUCUUUUUCCGUAAUGGGCUUUUGUUACGUUAAUAUACUACGCGCAGUCCUCAAGUCACGGACAAACAAAAGACAUCGAACGAUUCGACUGAUCUUCACUAUUGUAGUGGUGUUUUUUAUUGGAUGGGCGCCUUAUAAUAUUGUUCUUUUUUUGAAGACUUUAAGUGAUCAACAGGUGUUAGGACUAAAUGACUGCGGCGUCAGUAACGCUCUGGAUUACGCACUGUUCGCUUGUCGGGUGCUUGCUUUCUCUCAUUGCUGUCUUAACCCUGUAUUCUAUGCCUUUGUUGGUGUGAAAUUUCGAAAUCAUUUGAUGGUUAUUCUGAACAAACUUCUUCCAAGUCCACCUGGCACGGAUUCUCUCCGUUCGAGGAUGGCAACUAUACACUCACAAGGAUCUUUAUACUGA